GCCGCCGCCGCCGCCGCCGCCAUGUCCAUCUUCACCCCCACCAACCAGAUCCGCCUCACAAACGUGGCCGUGGUGCGGGCUCGGCGCGGCGGGAAGCGCUUCGAGAUCGCCUGCUACCGCAACAAGGUCAUGGGAUGGCGCAGCGGAGCGGAGAAAGAUCUGGAUGAGGUCCUGCAGACACACACAGUGUUUGUCAACGUUUCCAAAGGGCAGGUGGCGAAAAAGGAAGAUCUGGUCCAAGCAUUUGGGACAGAUGACCAAACAGAAAUCUGCAAGAUGAUCCUGUCCAAGGGGGAGCUGCAGGUGUCAGACAAAGAGAGGCACACGCAGCUGGAGCAGAUGUUCCGGGACAUCGCCACCAUCGUGGCCGACAAGUGUGUGAACCCCGAGACCAAGAGGCCAUACACAGUCAUCCUGAUAGAGAGAGCCAUGAAGGACAUUCACUACUCUGUCAAACCCAACAAGAGCACAAAGCAGCAGGCACUGGAAGUGAUCAGGCAGUUGAAGGAGACGAUGCAAAUCGAACGUGCUCACAUGAGGCUGAGAUUCAUCCUUCCACUUAAGGAGGGCAAGAAACUGAAAGAGAGGCUCAAGCCUCUGAUUAAAGUUAUUGAGAGUGAAGACUUCCAUGAGCAGCUGGAAAUUGUGUGCCUUAUUGACCCUGGCUGCUUCAGGGAGCUGGAUGAGCUGGUCCGCAGCGAGACCAAAGGCAAAGGAGCUCUGGAAGUGCUCAGCCUGAAAGACGUGGAGGAAGGAGACGAAAAGCUGGAGUGAUGGAAGCAGCACCCUGCAGAAGCCCUGGCCUCAGCCCCUCUCUUCUCUUAGGCCUUCAUGGUUUUUUUUUCCCCCAUCUCUUGCUGCCAAAUACAUUCUGACACUGAUCCCUUGGGAUUUGUCCAUGCAGUGGGGGUUGGUUGGGGUGGUUUUUGUUCUUCUAACUCGUGUGACACUGGCUUGGUUUGCAAAUGGCUUUGCCUGGGGGAGCCUUUUGUGUCAGGGCUGUGUGAAAGAGUUUGUAACAUGGCAGGGAGGUUGGCCCAGCUUUGGUUUGCUUGGAGGGUUGCUGUUGCAGAGUGUUUGGUCGCCACGCUGCCAGCUGGUUUUACGGCAAAUCGUCAGGCGUGGAGUGGAAGGUGGCAUAG
Molecule: messenger RNA, 1142 nt
Organism: Dryobates pubescens (Downy woodpecker)
Lineage: Eukaryota; Metazoa; Chordata; Aves; Piciformes; Picidae
Gene: SBDS
Product: SBDS ribosome maturation factor
Exons: 5
Coding region: 22-774 (250 amino acids)
Biological process (GO): cytosolic ribosome assembly; ribosome biogenesis
Source: RefSeq, a predicted model, not a curated record